GACAUCUUUUAUUAUUGAUUAAUGGAACUGAAUCACCUGAAGACUUUGUUAAGUUUAUUGUUUAAUCACAGUGUUUCAAUCGCAUCAUCACCGUUUAGGGUAAUUAUCUUAAAAUUUUAAUUUCCAUUUGUUUUUUACAUAUUGAUUUCGUGACUAAUCGUAGAGUUUGCGAACUUAAAUGUUAAGAAUACUUGAGCGAUAAUGUAGUAAUGUUAGUCUAUAAUUUUAGCUUUCAGUAUUACUGCUAAUAUUUGAAAUAGUUGGCGGUUAUAUAAAUAUGGAAGACAGUAAAUCGUCCACUUACACUCCAAUGGAAGAUGGAGGACCACCAUCAAGAUGUGGUAGAGAACCGGAAACAGGAUCUGAAAAAAAAAGAGACUCUUCAAACGUCUGCUCGUCAAAACAAACUUAUAAUUCAAGAGAAUUAAACGAAGGAGAAAUAUCAGCAAAAAAAGCUAAAACAGAAACAUCGAAUGCUGAAAAAAUUUUAGCAAAAGACUACGGCUAUUAUUUUAACGACAAUGGUGAAUUAGUUCAUAAUGAUACAAAAGAUAAGUUCGUUUAUGAAUUCUAUGAUCAAAAAUCUAAAAAUCAAGAAAGAUACGAAAAUAUUGGUGACCUAAUAACAGAGAUUAUUUAUGAAAAACUAGAAUCCGAGUUCAAAUUAAAAAAAUAUAAUAUGAAGGGUAGACCAUUUCAAAAUUCAGACGACAAAGAUGGAUUCGUAUUUGCUACAGAUGAUUUCAAUCAAAAAGAUAAGAUUUUACUUCUUAUACAUGGUUCAGGAGUUGUUAGAGCCGGCCAAUGGGCAAGACGAUUAAUUAUAAAUGAAAGCUUAAAAACUGGAACUCAGUUUGAAUAUAUUAAGAGAGGUAUAGAGGAAAACUUUGGCGUUAUAGUACUUAAUACGAAUCAUAACAAGAAUAAACAUGGUGAAAAAUUCGACUUGUCGGAAACUCCGGAAAGGCAUGGUGAAAAUGUUUGGAAAUACUUUGUGGAGGAUUUGAAAAAUACUCAAGUAGCAAUAGUGGCUCAUAGUUAUGGAGGAGUUGUAACUAGCGCAAUAAUGAAAAAAUAUAAACAAUCUUGCGAAGAAAAGGUGUUUGCUGUUGCUUUCACGGAUGCCAUAGAUUAUGGAACUCCUAAGUUUCUUAAACAUAAAGUUAAAAAUUGGGUUACUUCCAAAGAAAAACUAGGAUCGAAAUUAACUGAGAGAAACUCGGAAAUUGUUGAAAUGUUUUCUGCCGGUACAACGGCACAUGAGGAAACAUCAGCUUCGGCUUUUGAGGAAGUUUUUAAUUUUAUAUUACAUUCACUGGCCAAUAACGGAAAGUGA
Molecule: messenger RNA, 1336 nt
Organism: Dimorphilus gyrociliatus
Lineage: Eukaryota; Metazoa; Annelida; Polychaeta; Dinophilidae
Source: the annotation of a GenBank genome assembly